Molecule: messenger RNA, 1359 nt
Organism: Trypanosoma conorhini
Lineage: Eukaryota; Euglenozoa; Kinetoplastea; Trypanosomatida; Trypanosomatidae
Product: putative leucine-rich repeat protein (LRRP)
Exons: 1
Coding region: 1-1359 (452 amino acids)
Cellular component (GO): cytoplasm
Molecular function (GO): protein kinase binding
Source: RefSeq, a predicted model, not a curated record
AUGAGCCGCACCCCUGCUGGAACGAGUCAGACCAAAAAGGCACUGACAUGUGCACCCUCCUCCUCGGCGUCGCUGAAGCGAUUUGUUGACAUGAUCCCGCUGGACGUUGACAUUGAAAAGGUGCGACAAAUCAUCCUCAAGGGCAAGCAGCUCACCGCUCUUCCCCCUAACUUGGGUGGGUUGCUGCACGAAGUUCGGCGACUGGAUCUGUCGGAAAACGACAUCCACGACGUCGCGCCGCUGGCCUCACUGUCCCACCUCAGCUCCCUCAACCUCGCAAAGAACAAACGUCUGUCGUCUGUUGCGCCUCUUGCCACGCUGCACCUCACCGUAUGCGUCGUAGCUCAUUGCGGUCUAAGCUCAUUGGUUGGCCUGGAAGGAAGCGCAGCGACGUUAAAGACCCUCAUAGCAAACGACAACAACUUAGUGUUGCAAUCUCCCAGCGGAGGAACCGUGGCAAAUGCUCAGGCAGCCAGCGUCGCAAGGGCCGUGAGAAACUACGAAACAAUGGCAAUGCUUUCCGCCUGUGAGACGAUUGUGCUCUCCCGCAACCCACAACUCUGCGCCUUUUAUGCUGCGCCUGGUCCAGAUAGGGAGGAUUCUAUAGCGGGAGACAUCGGGAAUAAUAUCAAGAGAAAAGUACCACACCAUGAGGCGGACUGGUCACACCCACUCUCUGUCCUUGAGAAGAUGACACAGUUAAAGAAACUCUCGCUCAGUGGGUGCGGACUGGGCUCCUUGCCUUCCCACUGGUUUCUUCCCAUGGUUACCGAGCUGAGGCUGAGCCAUAAUGCGCUACCCAGUCUUGUUCCAGAAGGAGUCAUUUUUCGCUCAGUGAAGAUCCUCGACGUCAGUCAUAACGCUCUCACGGAAGUCGCAACGCUGCGACGGUGCCGUUUUGUGCGCCAGUUAAGCAUACGCGGUAAUCCGUUUUUGAGGGAGGCAGCACCAUCAGCACAGGCGGAGAAUGGGAAGCUGAGCAACGGGGUAUGCGUGCCACCUGAAGUCAUGAGGUUUCUCGCGCGGAAGAUGCCACAUCUGGAGGUCGUGGACGGCACGUUGUUCUCCUCCAUUCAACCCGGGGAUGUGGCUGGAGAGAGCGGGCGUGAGUGGUGUGAGGCCGCGGGGGCCACGAGUACGCAAAGCAGGGCACCUAGUAAUCCGACGACGAAGCACGUCGAAGAGAUUGAGGACGUCGUUGUGACGCCUUCCGAAGUUGUACCAGAGAACACUCGAGCGCCUAUUGUUCGGCGGGAACGCAAGAACCUACUAGCGCAGCGAAAGAGGGAGCUCGUAGCGGAUGGUGCCGCUGUGGCCCAACUGGUGAAGCAGAGAAAGACGGAAGCUGCUGGAUGGUGA